Paramecium tetraurelia is the source of this 534-nucleotide messenger RNA. RefSeq lists its product as uncharacterized. NCBI's taxonomy places the organism in Eukaryota, Ciliophora, Oligohymenophorea, Peniculida, Parameciidae. The record is from RefSeq and is a predicted model, not a curated record. The transcript has 2 exons.
AUGGAUCUAUAGGAAUCAGCAAGAUUAAUCAUUUAGGCUCAUCAAGAUAUUCUGAUGAAUUUUAACCAUUCUAUUCUUGAAAAUUUGUCUUAUAAUCUAAAGUAGGAGCUAUUGGAAGAUAUCUAAAUAAGAGCUGUGAUGUGUGUUGAGUUUUUCACAAAGAACAUCUAAUACUCAACUAUUCAUAAGAUUGCUUGUAGAAUGAACUUCUAAUAAUUCACUCCAAGAGAGAUUAUAAACUAAUAACACUGCAAGGAUAAACACUCCUACUCAAGAAACCUGGCUAAGUCUUUUAAAUAUACAUUUUAUUCUAAAAAAGCAAUAUUGAUAUGCUAAAUGAGAAUGAUGUCUGCUUCAAAAACACUUAUUUUUCUAAAAGGCCAUCAAACAAAAAACCUAAAUGAUUUCUAGUCAGUUUCUGAUGAUAAUUAUGAAUAUAAUUAUAAUAUUACUUAAAAAGGGAAUUAUUUAGUAUUUGAAGUUUUAAUGAAAUUUUUAAUUUAUUAUGCUCUGUUUUACUACCAUUUGCUUUGA